Molecule: messenger RNA, 1584 nt
Organism: Anopheles aquasalis
Lineage: Eukaryota; Metazoa; Arthropoda; Insecta; Diptera; Culicidae
Gene: cv
Product: twisted gastrulation BMP signaling modulator crossveinless
Biological process (GO): regulation of BMP signaling pathway
Source: RefSeq, a predicted model, not a curated record
GCGGUCCGCGCCCAGUUGGUCAGCGUCAGCGCUCGCAGGUGAAUAUAGCGAGAGAUCGAGACGAGCGAUUAGGCGGUGAUCAUCCGUACACUGGUGCGAUUCGGUCCGGUUCGUUUGUUAUCGGGACGUGUUGAAUCCGCGGCCAUACUGCGGCUACGGAUAGCUAGCGCUAGAUAGCGAUCGUGCUGGCGUCGCUGAUCGUCAACCAAAUCUCCAGGACCCACAACACACCCGCCCAGGAUAACCAGUUUUCAGGUUUGCCAUUUUGUGUGCAGCUGCUGUUGACCGGUGCGAUACGAUACCGCGUGGCGCCACCACACCACACCACAUCUAUCAAGCGUAUCAACGGCUGCAUUCUAUCAACCAUGGUGAUCGGCGGCGAGCGGCGCUCCACGGCACUCCCCCUAGCAGCGAUCUGCGUGGUCGUGCUCGGUCUCACCGUGCCGCCGGUCGACGGCUGCAACGAGAUGGUGUGCGCGAGCAUCGUCUCGAAGUGUAUGCUGACGCAGAGCUGUAAGUGUGAUAUGAAGAGCUGCACCUGCUGCAAGGAGUGCGCCGACUGUCUCAGCUACCUGUACACCGAGUGCUGCAGCUGCCUCGAGAUGUGCCCCAAGCCGAACGAGACGUCGAACGAGCUGUCGAAGCAGUCGCACAUCGAGGAUCUCGAGGGGUUCCCGGGCCUGUACGACGCCAUCACGCUCGAGCAGGACGCACAGGGCCGCUGGAAGGUGUUUUCCUUUCCGAUCGACAUCGAUGCGGCACUGUACGGUCCCAAGGGUGACACCAAGUACCUCGUCCACUCCACCGAUAUGGACCUGAAGGCGAAGUAUGCGGAUCCGAACAAGAUCACGGUGAACUGCACCGUCGCGUACCAGGCACAGUGCAUGUCGUGGAACAAGUGCAAGGAAAGCUGCCGAACGAUGGGCGCCAGCAGCUACAGAUGGUUCCACGAUGGUUGCUGCGAGUGCGUUGGCCAUUACUGCAUCAAUUAUGGCGUUAAUGAGUCGCGCUGCCGCGACUGUCCGGAGAGCAAGGAGCACGACAUUGACGACUUUUUCAACGAGGACGAACUGGACUACGGUGAUGGCGUUGGCCCGUUGGACAAUUCGGCCGUCGAGUCGACCAACAUAUGAAUAGUGGUGCCGCUGCUUGUAAUACACCUAUUCCGACCGGAAUGAGAGAGAGAGAGAGAGCGAACAAAACUAGUGUAGAAUUGUAGGGGGAAGUGGUUGGCGAUUUCCGGUUGGCUUUUCGGGCGUUUUUUUUUCUUCUCCAUUUUUGUUUUGUUCUCGGCAUUUUACAUCAGCGAUACACAGCGAGGGUUUGCUACGUUCCAUGGGUGUACAGUACAGGCUUCCGAAAACCACUGGCUUAAAAAUUCUCACUCUUCCCCGAUUGCUCACAUAGGCGUACAGCUUCUUUGUUUUUAAUAUAUAUAUAUAAAAUAUAAGCGUAGAUAUAUCUAUACAGUGUCGAGCGAGGGCCGUAAGUACGCAGAAAGUCGCGUAGACACACAUAAAAAAAAAAAUCAUAUAAUUAGUGUAUGGGGCAUACCUGCUCGUGGAUAGCAAUAUGCGCUUACUG